Molecule: messenger RNA, 2257 nt
Organism: Neltuma alba
Lineage: Eukaryota; Viridiplantae; Streptophyta; Magnoliopsida; Fabales; Fabaceae
Product: E3 ubiquitin-protein ligase ORTHRUS 2-like
Exons: 9
Coding region: 65-2191 (708 amino acids)
Biological process (GO): protein ubiquitination; negative regulation of gene expression via chromosomal CpG island methylation
Molecular function (GO): metal ion binding; ubiquitin protein ligase activity
Source: RefSeq, a predicted model, not a curated record
UGUCUUCUUCGCUCAACGCUCUGUUCACUCUUCAUUUCUCUGUCCAGCUCGUCUGCUUAUAACAAUGGCGCACGUUACUCAACUUCCCUGCGACUGUGAUGGUGUCUGUAUGAUCUGCAAGGCGAUGCCGGCGGACGAAGAGAAGUUGACGUGCAAAACCUGCUUGACCCAAUGGCAUGUUAGCUGUCUCUCCAAUCCUCUGGCCACCAUGGCGGAGGCGGUUCAGUGGGAAUGCCCCGAUUGUUCUACUCCGCCCUCCGAUAUUCCUCCUAUGACUAUUGGCAAAGCCGUAGUCGACGGCUCUGGCGACUUGAUGGCUGCGAUACGGGCGAUCGAGGCUGACGCUUCUCUAAUGGAGCGGGAGAAGGCCAAGAAGCGUCAGAAACUCUUGAGUGGAAAGGCCGCGUCGGAAGACGACGAAGGUGGCUUGGAGAAGGCAGAAGGCCAAGGGAAUGAUGUGUUGGAUAUUCUCAGCGGGACUUUAAACUGUUCCUUCUGUAUGCUGCUACCCGAGAGGCCCGUCACGACACCUUGCGGGCACAAUUUCUGUCUAAAAUGCUUCCAGAAAUGGAUUGGGCAAGGAAAACUAACAUGUGCAAAGUGCCGUAGCAAUAUCCCCUCCAAAAUGGCAAGCCAGCCUCGUAUAAAUUCUGCAUUAGUUAUUGCUAUUCGUAUGGCAAAAGUAUCCAAUAACAUUGGUUCUGGAGAAAUUUCUAAGGCUUACCAUUUUGUGCAUAACCAAGAUAGACCAGAGAAGGCAUAUACAACAGAGCGGGCCCGGAGGAAUGGAAAAGCAAAUGCAGCAAGUGGAAAGAUUUUUGUAACUGUGCCUCAGGAUCAUUUUGGUCCAAUCCCCGCUGAGAAUGAUCCAGUGAGGAAUCAAGGUGUGCUGGUUGGCGCAUGUUGGGAAGAUAGGCUUGAAUGCCGACAAUGGGGUGUCCACUUCCCUCAUGUUAGUGGUAUCGCUGGACAGUCAAACUAUGGUGCGCAGUCAGUAGUUCUUUCUGGCGGUUAUGUUGAUGAUGAGGAUCAUGGGGAAUACUUUCUUUACACAGGAAGUGGCGGUAGAGACCUGAGCGGUAAUAGAAGAACGAACAGAGUGCAAUCGUUUGAUCAAAAGUUUGAUAAGUCUAAUUUAGCUCUCGAAGUCAGCUGUUUAAAAGGUUAUCCGGUUCGAGUGGUGAGAUCUCACAAAGAUAAACACUCUUCCUAUGCCCCCGAGAAAGGGUUACGGUAUGACGGUGUGUAUAGAAUCGAGAAGUGCUGGCAAAAAUUGGGAUUGCAGGGAUUCAAAGUUUGCCGAUAUUUAUUUGUUAGAUGUGAUAAUGAACCUGCUCCAUGGACGAGUGAUUGUCAUGGUGAUCGCCCGAGACACUUGCCAGAAAUUUCCGAGAUGGAAAAGGCUAUCGGCAUAAUUGAACGAAAGGAGAAUCCAUCAUGGGAUUUUGACGAGGAAGAAUCUUGCUGGAAGUGGAAGAAACCACCACCACGCAGUCAAAGGCCCGUAAAAAAUAUGAAUCCCGGGGAGGGAAAAAGGUCGAGGAGAGAGACAAGAAAAACCCAAAAUAUGUCAAUCGGGGAAAGAUUGCUGAAAGAAUUUGGUUGCCCUAUUUGCAACCAAGUUAUGGUUUCUCCAGUUACGACACCCUGUGCUCAUAAUUUCUGCAAGUCGUGCUUGGAGGGGGCAUUCGCGGGUCAGUCUUUUGUGACAGACAGAAGCCGGGGUGGAAGAUCACUUCGGUCUCGAAAAAAUGUGAUGAAAUGUCCUUCUUGCCCCACUGACAUCGCUGAUUUUCUUCAGAACCUCCAGGUUAAUACGGAGUUGAAGGGUGUAAUUGAAUCGCUGAAAGCUGAAGCUGAAGAAAAUGGAGAUUCGGUGGAGCCCAGUGAGGAUGCAGAUGGAGCAGAGGAAGCCUGUGAUGAUACGGGUUCUGCUUCAGCUGGGGAUGAGGAAGAGGAAACGUCAGUUGAGAAGCAUAAGGAUUUGGUUGGGGGAUCCGAUGCCCAGCAAAUACAGUCCAAAGAACUUGAAGUGAAUGAGAAGGCAGAUGCUGGAGGCAAUGGCAGUGGUAAAAGGAAGAGAGACGACGCUGAAGAAGUUUCCAUGAAAAGGAAUAGAAGAAGCUGCAAUGCUGAGGUUGAAAGAAAUGGUUCGCCGUCAAGUCCUCUGCAUUUGCCGUCAGACUAUUAAUUAUGGAGUCAGAUUUGACGGGCAUCUGGAUUAUAUGGUUUCCGUUUUUUGGGAAUACAAGGUCAU